Messenger RNA from Caretta caretta (loggerhead turtle), 1824 nucleotides. The record is from RefSeq and is a predicted model, not a curated record. Lineage: Eukaryota; Metazoa; Chordata; Testudines; Cheloniidae.
AAGUCUAGACGGUAAAAAGUUCUGUUCAACCAAUUUAAAUUUUUAAUGUUUGAAAUUAGAAAUAUAAACCUGUUGACUGCUGCUCAAGUUUUACAUUACACUAAAGGUACCCUAUAAGGGUUAGUAAAUGCUCCUUGAUCAUAACUGACACUACUAUGAAGGAAUCAAGUCUCCCUUUUGUAAUUAGUAUAUUUCGUAUUUUUGUUCAUAUUUAGGACAUGAUAGAAUCUUAUCAAUUUAAAUUGAGAUAUACAUCAAAGGGACCACAGAUGGAUGUAUUCAGGUGAAUAGCUACAGAAUUAAUUCUAUGAAAGACAAACAAAACAUUAAAAAAGGAAAAUAAGAUCUUAAGAUGUGAUUCACUGAACAAUUAAUCUGUGCUUUAUUCAGCAGCAUUUAUGCACACAAUUUGAAUGUAUUUUUUAAAGUGAUUUGUAAGAAAGGUUUGAGCAAAAAUGUUAGAAUAAUACCAAUAUGCCAUACUGCUUACCUACAGCAUACACUGUAAAUUUACUUAGUUCUCCCUUCUAAAGUUAUUGCAAGUGACAAAUAUUUUGAUUUCACCAGUUCAAGAAAGACUGAAACACCUGACUUACUUCUUGCAAAUAGUGAUCUUCUGUAUGAUAAAAUAUGUAUCUGUAUUCUAGAAUGUUUUACUUUAACCUGUAUAUAAAGAAUUUUAAAUGUCAGAUAAAUCCUUACAACUCCUUACUUAUUUUUCCCUUAGCAAUAAGAAAACUAAUGUAACAAAUGAUACAACAGAAGACAUAAAGAGGACCUGUCUUCUUCUAAUUCAUAACCUCUAUUUUCUGAUGGAAAAUAUUGUUUCUCUUCCUUAUGAUGUCUCUCUCACUAUGAAGCUAUUUUAUUAUGCAGAUGGCAAGAUUCUCUCGGGUGUGUGUUUGUUUUUAAUAGUGACCCCUCCAGAAUACCAGCCUCCUGGCUUUAGAGAGGGAGAGUCAGAGUUUAUCUUAUUCGAAGGCAUACCUGUGCUUGUGAAGGUGGGAGAAAUAGAAACAUCUUUCCAUAUGUUAAAGCUGAAGAUUAUUAAAAAGGAGGAGAGGAUAGAUUCAAUGGAUAUACAUGGUAUCCUGAAAGAAUGUAGAGAAGAUGCAGAGAGAGAAAAGGAACAGAGGCUGGAUCCUUUAGGAGAAUACAUUAAUACAGAAUAUGAACCACCAGGAUCUGAAGAGGAAUUUGUUGAUAAAUGCCACAAGGUCAAUGAUGAAGCUACAAGAAAAAGGAAGAUAUCAAAGAAAAAGAAGAAUAAAUAAGGAAUUUAUGCAUGUGCAAGUACUUUGAAUUCAGUUAAGCCCACAAGAAGUAUUUUGGUUGCUUGAAAUAUACUGAAGAGAUUUUUAUUUUCAAACUGAAGAAGGAAUUUAGUUCAAGCAGCUGUUUUUAAAUCUUUUCAGUCUCCAAUUCUAAUAUACUCAGACUGUUUUUAAAGGGAAAAAGUAACUUAUUUUAUGAACAUUUAUAAAUAAAAGGUGUUAUGAAAAAAUAAAUUUAUCUACAAAAUACAACUGAACAGCUAGGCUUGGUGUUUUUCAUUACUGAAUUUUAAGUGCUUCCAUUAAAUUUGACAUUUGAAAUCAGCUAACUACAUUUUCAUGGUGGUGUCCAAGAAUGAUUCAUUCCUCACCUUGCCCCAACAGGUCAGACUCUGCCCUACAGGUCUUAAAGUUUCACAGUGGGGUUCCCUUUAAUCCCCUAUAUAUAUAUAUAUAUAUUGAACUUUUAUUUACUUCUGUAAGACUGUCUUGGUGUUGUACCCCCAUCUAGCAGGAAGGGAAAGUGACCACCUACAACAGUGAUGCUCCA